AUGGAAGUUUUGAAGGAGGUGAAGAAGAAGUGCGGAGAAGUGAUCGGCUGCAGAGUGAGAGGUGAGAGGACGUAUGAAGUCACAAUGAAGGACGAGGAGGGGAAGACGAAGCUGAUGAAUGGUCUUCGCGUGAAAGGAGCGCUUGUGCAUGCCAGGGACAUAAUCAGCACCGAUAUGGUGGUGUCCUUCAUUAACCUGCCGGUAUACAUGGAAGACGAUAAGAUUGUAUCACGACUGAAUGAGUGGGGAGUGAGGCAGAUGUCGCCAAUCAAGAGGCGCAUGUGGCCGGGGACGGAGAUCGCUGACGGAACAAGGUUUUUAAAGGUGCGCUUCACUGAGGAGGUGCGCUCACUCCCGUACUCCACCAAGGUUGAGACUCUCAGAGGCACGGAGUAUUUCCGUGUGAUCCACGACAGACAGAUGCGGGUGUGCAGACUUUGCAUAAAACCGGGGCACGUCUUCAGAGAUUGCCCCGAAUUCAAGUGCUUCAGGUGCAAAAAAACCUGUCCGAGACUGAGGAGGAAAGACCGAGGGGGACAGGACAGAGGUGCUCAGAGAAUCAGGGGGACGAUGGAGAGACUGUGCCAAAACAGAGGAGAAGAAUGGAUGGAAGAAGAGAGACGAGAGGGAUCUGAGAAUGAGACAGCAGUGGCUCAGAGACCGACAGCAAAAAGAAAGGCUGUAGGAGACAGAGCGGGAGGAGACAGGAAUAAGGGACCGCGGUCUGGUAAGCCUCUACAGAGCGGCUCACCUUGGCGAAUAUCUGCAGCUGCUGGCAAAGAUGUCAUUCUUCCGUGUCGCCUCACCGCAUCUGUUGACCCCUCACCUGUCCUGGUGGUAGAGUGGUCCCGGGUAGAUGGUCCGUUUCCAGUGACGGUUCAUGUUCUCCGCAACGGCGAAGAACUUGUAAAGGAGAAAGCGCAAGAGUACCUCGGGAGGACGGCCAUAAUGGAGGACGGUUCCCUAAAGUUGCUCGGUGUCCAACGGCGAGACAGCGGCACCUACAGGUGCGUCCUUCUAAGAGGAUCGUCUGUGGAGGAGUUUGUCUCGCUCACUGUUGCUGAGGUGGCCGAGGUGAAAAUAUCUGUCCGUCGCACUUCAGCCAACGAGCUGUUUGUCGUCUGUGAGUCCAGCGGCUGGAGCCCCGAGCCGGUGGUUUCUCUGCUGGACGCCGGCGGAAGCGUCCUGGCUGCUCAGACGGAGUCAUCAGUCCGACCAGAUGACCUCCACUCCGUCAGGGCGCUCGUUAAUGUGGCAGCAGUUAAAGCAGCACUAACAGGAAGUGGUACCGUGAUCUGUAGAGUGGAACUACCUGAAAUGAGCCUGGCAAACGAGAACAAGAUUUAUAUCUCAGAUGAGUUCGAUCCCUUCGAGCCAGGACUUGGUUGUAAUUUCGUGAUGGUCUUCGCCAUCGUGCUGGUUGCCGUCGUCAUAGCUGUCAUGCUCUUUGCGUUUCCUGUAUGGAUGAUCGAGAAGCUGCGAUCUUCACUGCGUUCUUCGCUGCGGCGUCUGACAGAGUUCAGCUUCGAUCUGGUCACUCAGCAGAGAGAGGGAGAACCAGAUGAACGGCUUCUUGGAGGAACAGCAGAGCUGCUGCUUCAGUGGAGACACAGCAGCUUCUACCUGGACUUUGAAUUGUAUCAUUUGUAA
Molecule: messenger RNA, 1650 nt
Organism: Micropterus dolomieu (smallmouth bass)
Lineage: Eukaryota; Metazoa; Chordata; Actinopteri; Centrarchiformes; Centrarchidae
Exons: 9
Coding region: 1-1650 (549 amino acids)
Molecular function (GO): zinc ion binding; nucleic acid binding
Source: RefSeq, a predicted model, not a curated record